This is a messenger RNA of Arachis stenosperma, 1994 nucleotides long. Its product is annotated as cationic amino acid transporter 5-like. Gene Ontology annotation, cellular component: plasma membrane. The record is from RefSeq and is a predicted model, not a curated record. Bases 113 to 1861 code for a protein of 582 amino acids. The transcript has 3 exons. Lineage: Eukaryota; Viridiplantae; Streptophyta; Magnoliopsida; Fabales; Fabaceae. Gene Ontology annotation, biological process: amino acid transport; transmembrane transport. Gene Ontology annotation, molecular function: L-glutamate transmembrane transporter activity; L-lysine transmembrane transporter activity.
AACGAAUAAAAAAGAACUAAACUCACUUUCAACAGUUCCUUGAUAAAUACAUUUGUAUUCAGAUACAUGGAUUCAAAUAUGAGCAGCACAUAGAAGAUUUCUAAAAAUUGCAAUGGCUUCUACAAGAAGUUAUUGGAGAUGGAGCAAGCAAGAUUUCUUGCCAGAAGAGUCCUUCCAAACCUGGACGAACUACACCUCUGCCCUCUCACAAACAUGGUUCAGAUUCAAGAACCGCCUAACAUCAAGAUCAGAUGAUGAAACCGAAACUACACAACUCAGAAAGCAAAGCGAGAAUGAAAUGAAGCGUUGCCUCAGUUGGUGGGACCUAAUCUGGUUUGGUUUCGGAGCAGUGGUUGGUGCUGGAAUCUUCGUUCUAACGGGAGAAGAAGCUCAUGAUACCGUUGGUCCAGCUAUUAUCUUAUCCUAUGCAGUUUCUGGAAUCUCAGCAAUGCUUUCAGUCUUCUGUUACACCGAAUUCGCCGUCGAAGUUCCGGUAGCCGGCGGCUCUUUCGCUUACCUGAGGAUUGAGUUGGGAGAUUUUGCUGCCUUCAUAGCUGCAGGGAACAUUCUUCUUGAAAGCAUUGUUGGAACUGCCGCGGUUUCCAGAUCUUGGACUUCUUACUUCACAAGCCUUUUGAAUAAACCAAAAAAUUCCCUGCGGAUCAAGACUGGUCUCAAAGACGGUUACAACUUGCUUGAUCCUAUUGCUGUUGUGGUUCUUGCCGCCGCCUCCGCCAUCGCCAUCAGCAGCACUAGGAAAACCUCCUACCUCAAUUGGAUUGCAUCUGCUGUCAACACUUUGGUGAUUUUGUUUGUGAUCAUUGCAGGCUUUGUUCAUGCGGACACAUCAAAUUUGACACCUUUUCUCCCAUUUGGUGCUAAAGGAAUAUUUCAAGCUGCCGCAAUUGUUUAUUUUGCAUAUGGGGGUUUUGAUAGCAUUGCAACAAUGGCUGAAGAAACCAAGAACCCUUCAAGGGACAUACCAAUAGGGCUUGUUGGAUCAAUGUCGAUGAUCACAGUGAUAUAUUGCCUAAUGGCACUUACACUCAGCAUGAUGCAGAAGUACAAAGACAUAGACACUGAUGCAGCAUUCUCUGUUGCGUUUCAGAGUGUGGGAAUGAAAUGGGCUAAGUAUGUUGUUGCUUUUGGUGCAUUGAAGGGUAUGACAACCGUUCUUCUUGUUGGGGCAUUGGGACAAGCACGUUACACCACUCACAUUGCACGUUCACACAUGAUCCCUCCAUGGUUUGCCCUUGUUCAUCCAAAGACAGGAACACCUAUAAAUGCAACACUGUUAAUCACAAUCUCAAGUGCUUGCAUAGCAUUUUUCUCAAGCUUGGAUGUGUUGUCAAGCUUGUUAUCAAUAAGCACACUCUUCAUCUUCAUGAUGAUGGCUGUGGCACUUUUGGUUAGAAGGUACUAUGUGAGAGGUGUGACACCAAGGGAAAACCUUUUAAAGCUAGUAGCAUUCUUGCUACUAAUCAUUGCUUCAUCAAUGGGGAUUUCAGCUUGUUGGGGCAUAAACCCUAAUGGAUGGAUUGGAUAUACAAUAACUGUUCCUAUAUGGUUCUUGGCCACAUUAGGCAUGUCACUUGUUUUGAAACAGCAAAGGGAUCCUAAGGUUUGGGGAGUUCCACUUGUUCCAUGGUUGCCAUCAAUUUCAAUUGCAAUUAAUAUAUUCCUAAUGGGAUCUUUGGAUUCAUCAGCAUUCAUAAGAUUUGGAAUUUGCACUGGGGUAAUGUUGAUAUACUAUUUUUUCUUUGGACUACAUGCAACUUAUGACAUGGCUCAUCAACAAGAAAAGUUGCAAAAUGAGAACAAAAUUAAGCAAAUGGAGACCAUGGAGAAUGCAGGGCCUUAAAUAUUUACUCUCUCACAUGUUUGUAUUAAAAUCAGAAUUCCUUUCUACAAGUUUUACUAAAUUGUAUGCUAGUAAUCUAUAUAUGUCCCAGUAUGAUGAUCAAAUUGAAAACAAAAACAGAAGAAUUCCUAUA